Messenger RNA from Haliotis rubra (blacklip abalone), 1541 nucleotides. RefSeq names its product 2-amino-3-carboxymuconate-6-semialdehyde decarboxylase-like. The record is from RefSeq and is a predicted model, not a curated record. Gene Ontology annotation, molecular function: carboxy-lyase activity; hydrolase activity. NCBI's taxonomy places the organism in Eukaryota, Metazoa, Mollusca, Gastropoda, Lepetellida, Haliotidae. Bases 26 to 1036 code for a protein of 336 amino acids. The transcript is spliced from 10 exons. Gene Ontology annotation, biological process: secondary metabolic process. Gene Ontology annotation, cellular component: cytosol; cytoplasm.
CAGACGACGAGGGAGAACAAGCGAUAUGAAAGUCGACAUUCACACUCACAUUUUGCCAGAAAAUUGGCCAGAUUUGAAAGAGCGCUAUGGCUACGGAGGGUUUAUCCAACUGGAGCAUCACUGUGCAGGGAAGGCCAGGAUGAUGAAGGAUGGGAAGCUGUUCCGUGUGAUUGAUGACAACUGCUGGUCUCCGGAAUCUCGCAUCAAGGAGAUGGAUGCUACAGGAGUUGAUGUUCAAGCUCUGUCCACUGUGCCCGUCAUGUUCAGCUACUGGGCAAAGCCAGAAGACACUCUUGACCUGUGUAAGAUCCUCAAUGACGGAAUAGCUGACAUCGUCAAGAAGUAUCCGAAGAGGUUUACAGGGCUGGCAACAGUGCCCAUGCAGGCGCCUGAGUUGGCAGUACAGGAACUGAUCCGUUGUAGGAAAGAGUUAGGUUUUCGUGGUGUUCAGAUUGGAUCCCAUGUCAAUGACUGGAACCUAGAUGCUCCCGAGUUGCAGCCAGUAUUUGCUGCAGCUGAAGAACAUGACUGUUCUAUCUUUGUACAUCCCUGGGACAUGGAGCAGGGUGGACGGAUGAGCAAGUACUGGUUACCGUGGCUUGUAGGAAUGCCAGCGGAGACAACGACAGCCAUCUGUGCCAUGCUGUUUGGUGGAGUGCUGGAGCGGUUUCCAAAGCUCAAAGUCUGCUUUGCUCAUGGAGGUGGAGCCUUUCCCUAUACAGUGGGCAGGAUAGAGCAUGGUUUCAAUGUCCGACCAGAUCUGUGUGCCACCGAAAACAAUGUCAACCCUCGCAAGUAUCUGGGGAAGUUCUACACAGAUACCCUGGUUCAUGAUGCACGGGCCCUGGAGCUCCUGGUUGAUGUUAUGGGCAAGGAGAGAGUGUUGCUUGGGAGUGACUACCCAUUCCCCCUGGGAGAACACCACCCAGGCAAGCUGGUGGAGUCCAUGGACGGAUUUGAUGCAAGUCUAAAGGAUAACUUGCUGGCUGGCAAUGCAUUGGAAUUCCUUGGCCUGGAGAGGUCCAAGUUUCAGUGAAGAAUCACAGGAUCUGCAUCAUAGUACUUCUAGUCUACCCAAGAAUUCAUGAUAAUCCAACAUAUGAAAGCCCAAACACUGUCUGAUAUCUAAUACCAAACGCUGGUAUUAGUCUGGUAUGGAUUCAGUGAUAUACAGGCUGCUAUAUGAUAUAGCUUACUGUGGUAUAGACCUAAAGAUAACAGUUGAAUCAAGACAGAAAUUGACAAAUCAAUUGUACCUUCAACUAAGAUCAUUAUCAACAGUGACAGUGCUGGAUGAUAAUACAAUCAGUCUUCAACACUGCCACACAAUUGGGCAAUUAUAUUCACAAAUUUGAAUGUAAGUUUUGUAAAUCUGAUUUAAAAUGAAACAAGAAAGCUCUAGUCAUUUGAGGUGACGCAAUAAGCUGUGCAGAGUUGCGUCCCUUUCAUCACCCAAGAAAUCCUUGUUGCCAUGGUAUUUUCAUGUGAUUAUAUGGUACAGGUAAAAGACCUCCUAUAUCAAGCUGCGAUUUAUCGUAUAA